GGCGCUAAACGUUUCGUGCUAAUAUUUUUCUACGUAUUUUUCAGAUUCAAUCUGGGGUUAAAAAAACCAAAAUGACGAGCUUCAAUGCGUCCUCGGCCUUGUUACCUUUGGAUGAGUACUACGAACAGUGCGUAGUGCCGAAGCCUGUUGUACCUGCCCGGUACUCAAGCAACCCGAUCCCGUAUAAGGCCAAACGUCAGGCAGGGCGCUUGCGAUCCUACAAGGAGCAGGGUCAAGAGGAUGACGAUAAUAAUGAUGAUGAGGAUGAGGACUUUAAGGGUAUUGAGGAGAAGAGGUUUUGCCAGGAAAAAUCAACAGAGGGGUUCGACACCACUUUAAGCUUUGAGCUGAACGACUUCAACCAGAUAUACGGGGAGGAGGAGGCUUCUUCAAACUCGGAACUUCCUCGCACUUCUGCCCAGUGGCGAAUCUACGGCAACAACAUGAACCGACCCCCGGGAGCAGCUCCAUUUGUGCCCAAUACUUCGACACGUGGAAAUGUCAAGUCGCGUCUUGACCUCAGAAGCGGCUCUCGUUUCCAAAAUAACAAGAAUCAAAGGCAAUAUAACAACAAUUUUGAAAACCGAAACAAUUUCUAUCGCGGCCAACAGCACGCACAGAAUGCCAUCGAGCAGCGCAUGCGCACCUCUUAUAAUGCGUUUGGCAACCAAGCAAGCCAAGGGAACCAAUCAACAGAUGUACUAAUGAACCUAAACAAUAAUUUCCAGUAUUCUCACCAGGAUCCCAGUGACCUGCUUAGCAACACCAACGUGAUGGGAAUCGAUCAACAGGACUUUGCUAGCUCCAGUACUAUCACCUCUUUAAUCAAUUCAGUGUCCAAUAUUCCGGAGAAUCGGGUUAAGAACCGUUUUCCAUGUGAAACCGUAUUACAUACGCCGACCUCCUCAGUGAAUGAUACAUUCGCUAGAAGAGCCCAUGAUUUCCCUUUUCCGGUGCCGGACCUGGAUGACGCGAAUACUCCCGAGAGUGUAAAAGUCAGUAAAAUUGCAAAAAAUGUGCUGCUGUUGCUAAUGGGUGUCGCGCAGAAGAAUGGCCAAGGACCAUCCUCCGACUUAAGUCAGAACAUCGACUGGAUGAACGGAUUAGCAGAGAAGCCACAAAGUGACGCCAUGCCAGGGCUGGACGGACACUUUUAGCAGUUUAACUAGACAACAGACAGCAAGUUAGACAGAGAAGGCCAAGCUAUACUAAGUUAAAUUUAAGACCGAACACUUGAUGUUAAGUUUAAAUUAAUAGGAUUGGCGGGCCUUUUCCGUGUGAAUUGUGACCAGAGCAGAUUAAGAAGAAGACUAAGUGAGGGCCUGUGAAUGGCAGGGAGUGAAUAGUCGCCGACGAGAUUUUUUUUAUAUACAAUACAUAUUUUGGCUGAUAAGAACAGGCUGGGCCGCUUAUCAGCAAUGCACAACAAGAAGUACACACGGACGGGCGAGAUGUGAGAAGCGAAAGCAGACGAAAAUAGAAACAAACGGCGAUAAAUUUACAGCGAAGGCGAAUUUUCAUACAUAAGCGAUGUGCCGAGGAGGAAUAGAGUAAUAAUCAAUCAGUUAAUCUACCAAACAGCCGGAAAGUGGACGUGAAAAUGAUCAGCGGGAACGGAUAGCGGGAUAGUGAGCAGUGAUCGUUACUCCGGAUAGUGUUAAACGUUAACCUCAACAUAUGUAUUGUGUUUUGCCGAAUGAAAAACGGCACCUUAGUUAUAUUGUGUUUUGGUCAAAUGGUGCCAGACUCAGCGCAUGGAACAAAGAGCGCUAAUUUUUUUCAUUUAAAAUUUGGUAGAGCGUAGUUUUUGCAGCAUUACUGAAGUCGGCUACACCAUAUUUUCCCAAGAAUUUGAAAUAAAGUUAAAUCAGUACCCUAAA
Drosophila ficusphila is the source of this 1880-nucleotide messenger RNA. RefSeq lists its product as uncharacterized. The record is from RefSeq and is a predicted model, not a curated record. The transcript is spliced from 3 exons. The coding region runs from base 72 to 1157 and encodes 361 amino acids. Lineage: Eukaryota; Metazoa; Arthropoda; Insecta; Diptera; Drosophilidae.